AUGCAGAUUAUCACUGCUAUUCUCGCCAUUGCUGGCGCUGCUGCCGCCUUGCCGGGCGGAGGUCAAGGCGACAACUCCUACCCACCCAGCUAUGGCAAUGGCGACCCUAAUGCCUACAGCGGUCCAGUGUGUGUCACCAAGAGCACUUGCAACGCCGUGUACUUCACCACGACCAAGCAAAUGCCAUACAAAGACACGGUGACGGUCACGAAGACGGCGUACAAGCCCAAAGUGUUCACGACCUAUGUGCCAAAUGCUUACGUGACGACUAAAUACCUCCCCAGUGCAUACACUGUCACCAAGCACGUUCCGGUCGUAAAGACCGUCACAAUCCCAGAUCAUUCCACCAAGGUCAUCUGCAAGACUAUCACUAUCCCGUUCAACCGCACCUCGACUCAUGCCACCUACUCGGCUAGCAUGUGCCCGGAGACCACGCAAGUGCCCAAGACAGCCAUAAUCUCUUCGUACGUCCCCAAAGUAGUCACCAAGAAGUCUGCAUUCGCAUACAAGACUGUCAUCACCAACAACCGCUACUCCGCCUCUGUCUGCACCGAGAGCUCAAGCACCUGUUCCUACGCUACCUCGUGCUCCGCCCAAGCCUCCAGCUCGCACAAGAACGUCUACCCUGCAUCGGACCCACCGGUGUAUCAGCCUCCAUCGAAGCCCACCUACAAGGCUUGA
Messenger RNA from Sphaerulina musiva SO2202, 681 nucleotides. RefSeq lists its product as uncharacterized. The coding region runs from base 1 to 681 and encodes 226 amino acids. The transcript is spliced from 3 exons. Lineage: Eukaryota; Fungi; Ascomycota; Dothideomycetes; Mycosphaerellales; Mycosphaerellaceae. The record is from RefSeq and is a predicted model, not a curated record.